UCAUGCUCGUUUUCGACCGUACGUGAAGGCAACACUACAUUGCUUUACUUUACUGAGCUCGUGGAGUAUCUUAUUCAACAACGGCUGAGUUUGGGGGACUAAAUUUAGCUUUAUGAUCGGGGUUUUGUCAUAGUAACUAGAAAUUUUACCUGACAUAGAAACGUGGCGGUGUUUUCACCGCUUUUGUAGUCGGGGUAAAGAAGAAACUUCCAGGUUAAAUCUGGGAGGAUGCGAGCAGCCGAUGGAGCGCUGACUGUAUGGAUGUAGCUGGGACACGAUGCUAGCAAGCUAACUGGCCGCAGAGGGCAUGGUGUGGCUCUUAUCGUUUGCUUCAAUCGAAAACAAGUAACAAGAAGUCGAUCAGCUGACAUGGAAGUCACUGGAGAAAUCAGCGACACAGACAGCGGCAUCAUUCUUCAUUCGGGCUCCGACAGUCCCACUACGCAUGCAAAGGAUGUGACCACACACACGCGGGCCAUGAAGCUGAAACACCAGGCGCUCCAAGACCGGCUGGAGAUUUGCAUACUGGAGCUGAAGAAGCUCUGCAUCCGAGAGGCUGAGCUGACGGGUCAGCUGCCAAAGGAUUACCCUCUGCUACCAGGAGAGAAGCCUCCACAGAUUCGCAGACGCAUCGGCGCUGCGUUUAAACUGGAUGAGCAAAACAUUCCUCAGGGAUCAGAGAAUUCAGAACUGAGUCUGGUGGAUGUCGAUUUGGCGCUUCAGACGAAGAUAUACGAAGCGGCCCGCAAGCUCUGUGAUGAAGAUCACCUGAGCAAGUCUGUCAAGAAGAGUCGGAUACUUCACAGCAAGACUGAAGAAGAGAAACUCAAGAAGCUUCAAGAAAAGGCCUUUCAGCUGCGGCUGGAGCACGGCCGAUCAUCGCCACUCCCCGGUCUUGCUGUUACACAACAAGAUCUUGGCACAUCUGAUGACAGCUCUUUAUCUGAUUCUGCGGUGCAAGAUGAAGAAGUCACAAGCCAGUCCUCGCAGCCAUCCUCUGGUCUUCCUUAUCCAGUGGAAACGGAUUCGCCCCGGCCGCUCACCAUGUCCUCACGUUCCUGCGUCGACAGCUCCUACAUGUCUUCAUCAGCGGCUCCUCGGUCGCCGCUGUCUAACCCCUGUCAGUCUCCCUGCCCCAGCGUCGACUCCAAGUUGAGUUUUACCUCCAGCCCUGUGUACGACCCUCCUCCCAUCCAGCACUCUCCGUGGUCGGAGUCCAGUCUCGACCAGCCGUACCAGAAGAGCAAGAAGUCGCGUUCCUCCAGCACAAAGAGCAGUCCAGCCAAAUCUGAAUUGUUGCCACCGUUGGAGGCUUGCUUACCUCAACAACUGUCCCAUAUGAGACUGGGCCGCACCCAGUCCAGCAGCACCCCCUCCACUCCAGAGAUGCGUGUGCACAGACAGCUCUCCCUCAGGGUGUCCAAUCCUGAAUCGUCAUUUUACAAGGAGCGUGGCCGUACCAGAGGUCCCAGGCGACGUCUGACAGAAUACCAGAUAAUGUUACCAGAGACUCAUUCUCCUACGAUGAGCUACAGCAGCUGCGCUAGCUCUGAGGACAGCAACUCUGAACGCUCCUUCUCCAUUCACAGCAACUCCCCGGGUCAGGAGUUCCCCUCUCAUCCACGCAGACAGUAUCAGGCUACACCCCCGCUCUGCAGCCCAGAAGGCAGCUAUGGACCUCAAGGUCUCGCUCCCACCGCCUUUCAUCGCAACCCCGGGUCUCUAAUGAGUCCUGCGGUCCAGAGACCGUAUUACGAUGAUGAAAUGGUCUACCCCGCCGACAUGGACCUGACUCGGCUCCGUAUCCCGCAACAAACGGCUUGCUCCCCCAACACAUAUGAAUAUUAUUACAGAAAAGCUGCUAUUCCCCACCAGAGAGCACAGAGGCCUGUGCCUCCUGAGAUCAGGCUCACCCCCCCAGCACAGACGGACAACGUGCACUACGGCUGCCACGGUCUCCCACGUCAGGUGGUGAACGAGCAGCUGAUGUCCUGGCACCGCCGCAGUCAGUUCAAAACGCCACGGUCUCGCUCUCUGGACAGACAGGGAGCAGUCAGGCUGAAAAACAUGUCGACACGAGAGUCAACCAGCUACCAGAGUCAGAAACUCCACGACCAAGUUAUCCAAAGAGGAGCCAUGCAUAAAGCUGCAGAAGAAGCUCCACAGCACUGGAUGAUAGACAAUGGCUCUCACUACAUGAGUCAAGUGUGAAGAUCAGAGAUUAAUUCACCGACUGCAGUUUUACAUGUUGAACCACAAUGCAUUGGUCUGAAUAUCAAUUGUAUUGUCAGAAGGUAUUUUUACCAUUCUGUUUACUCACUUUGUUUCAUUUGCGCACAUAAAAUGAGGACAAAGGUUGGAACGUCUUGCCAACAGAAAUCAGCAGAAGGUCAACAUUUCCUCAGCAGAGUUGAAUUUGCUGCAGAUGUUUAGAUUUGAUUUAACAUUU
Poecilia latipinna (sailfin molly) is the source of this 2449-nucleotide messenger RNA. RefSeq names its product innate immunity activator b (gene inavab). Bases 370 to 2211 code for a protein of 613 amino acids. The transcript has 10 exons. Lineage: Eukaryota; Metazoa; Chordata; Actinopteri; Cyprinodontiformes; Poeciliidae. Gene Ontology annotation, biological process: adherens junction maintenance; positive regulation of protein ubiquitination. The record is from RefSeq and is a predicted model, not a curated record.